AUUUUGUCUUUGGAUGAAACGGAUGCGACAUUUACCAGCAGCAAAAAGGGAAGUCAUUUCCGAUUCGUUCCUUCCGGUUAUCGAAGAGGAGUUCCUGGACCAACAGAACGUAAAAGAUCGUCCUACAGAGGCCAGAGUUUUCGGCAUGCUGCAGAUGAUGACUUGUGUUUUGGACUCAUUCGCUCACGGAGGUAAUGAUGUCAGCAAUGCUAUCGGUCCUCUGAUGGGUCUCUGGAUCGUGGGAGUUACACAGGAUGUCAACUCAAAAAUGGCUAAUCCGUACUGGAUCCUGAUCUACGGCGGCCUAGGGAUUGCUAUUGGUCUAUGGGUUUGGGGCCGGCGAGUUAUUCAAACGUUGGGAAAGGACUUAACAAAGAUAACCCCAACAAGCGGUGUUUCCAUAGAACUUGGUUCUGCUCUCACGGUGCUUCUAGCCAGCAAAGUUGGACUACCCGUAUCAACAACACAUUGCCAGGUCGGCUCUGUGAUUUGUGUGGGUCGCUACCGCUCACGCGAUAACGUCAACUGGGGAGUGUUUCGCAACAUCGCCAUCGCCUGGGUUGUGACGGUACCAGCCUCAGGCGGAAUCUCUGCUUUGCUAAUGUACCUGUUUAGUUUUGCCCUUUGAUAAGAUGACGUCCGAUUCAACGAUAUUUUGCUCAAUUUCAAAUUCCCAUCUCACUGGUUCCAUGUGUACUCGGGUCUCAUGGAAACAAAGCUUAGGAAAUAACUUCCCAUCUAUUUUUUCUACCUUUCUAUCAUCUGGUCUGAAAAUAGCCAACCGUCAAGUUGGAAGGCUUUUGUACACCGUUUUGUUAAUACCUGUCCCAACACACUGUAAUUAUUUUGCUGUUUGACGAAAAAGUGACUUACGCUUUUGAUUAUUUCUGUGCAUGCGCUGGUCGUUGUUCAGAAUAAAAUGGCUUAGCUCCGCUCAUGGAA
Molecule: messenger RNA, 942 nt
Organism: Dicrocoelium dendriticum
Lineage: Eukaryota; Metazoa; Platyhelminthes; Trematoda; Plagiorchiida; Dicrocoeliidae
Source: the annotation of a GenBank genome assembly